AUGAGUGUGGGAAGAGCUUCAAACAGAGCUCUGCGAACCCACGACAAGGAGAAGCCCUACAAAUGCAACGACUGUGGGAAGAGUUUUAGCUGCAGCACGUAUCUCCUCUACCACCAGCGCAUCCACACCGAGGAGAGACCCUACAAGUGCAGUGAGUGUGGGAUGAGCUUCACCUACAACUCAGGCCUCGUUAAGCAUCAGAGGAUCCACACUGGGGAGCGACCCUAUAAGUGUGAUGAGUGUGGGAAGAGCUACAUCAGCAGCACGUCCCUCACUAGUCACAAGCGCAUUCAUACUGGUGAGCGGCCCUAUAAGUGUGAUCAAUGUGGGAAGAGCUACACCAGCAGCACGUCCCUCAUCAGUCAUAAGCGUAACCACACUGGUGAGAGGCCCUAUAAGUGUGAUGAGUGUGGGAAGAGCUUUAGACAGCGCAUAUCCCUCAUCAGCCACCAGCACAUCCAC
This is a messenger RNA of Antrostomus carolinensis (chuck-will's-widow), 462 nucleotides long. Its product is annotated as zinc finger protein 626. Gene Ontology annotation, cellular component: nucleus. Gene Ontology annotation, biological process: regulation of transcription by RNA polymerase II. The transcript has a single exon. Gene Ontology annotation, molecular function: DNA-binding transcription factor activity, RNA polymerase II-specific. The record is from RefSeq and is a predicted model, not a curated record. The annotation marks the transcript as partial. NCBI's taxonomy places the organism in Eukaryota, Metazoa, Chordata, Aves, Caprimulgiformes, Caprimulgidae.